Molecule: messenger RNA, 2832 nt
Organism: Lodderomyces margitis
Lineage: Eukaryota; Fungi; Ascomycota; Pichiomycetes; Serinales; Debaryomycetaceae
Gene: CNH1
Product: Cnh1p
Exons: 1
Coding region: 1-2832 (943 amino acids)
Biological process (GO): proton export across plasma membrane; regulation of membrane potential; sodium ion export across plasma membrane
Cellular component (GO): plasma membrane
Molecular function (GO): sodium:proton antiporter activity
Source: RefSeq, a predicted model, not a curated record
AUGGUGUGGGCUCAGCUAGAAGUGACAACACCUCAUAUAGCUUAUGCGUGUGUUGGUAUAUUCAGCACUUUGUUCUCCCUAGUGUCAUUAUUUGUCAAGGAACGAUUGUAUAUUGGUGAAGCAACUGUUGCCAGUAUCGCAGGACUUAUCUUGGGGCCGCAUUGUCUUAAUUGGUUUGCACCCACGACCUGGGGUAAUUCAGAUUUGAUAACGUUGGAGAUAUGUCGAAUAGUCUUGUGUAUUCAGAUUGUGGCUGUUUCGGUUGAGUUGCCGAGAAAAUAUAUGAAGAAACACUGGCUAUCAGUAGCCAUUCUUUUGCUUCCCGUAAUGACAGUUGGUUGGUUGGUUGUGGGACUCUUUAUCUGGGCCUUGAUUCCUCAUUUCAGUUUUAACGAUGGCUUGUUGGUCAGUGCUUGUGUAACUGCAACUGACCCAGUACUUGCAGCUGCUGUUGUUGGUAAAGGUAAGUUUGCUGAAAGAGUCCCUGGUCACUUGCGUAACUUGUUAUCUGCAGAGUCUGGCUGUAAUGACGGAAUGGCAUUUCCUUUCAUCUACUUAUCUCUCAACUUGAUUGCUCAUUCAGGACAUGGUGGAGAAAUUGUAAAGGAUUGGAUAUUAUUGACGAUUCUAUGGGAAUGUGUCUUUGGAUGUGUAUUGGGAGUUGUUAUUGGCUACGUUUUGAGAAAGCUUGUUGAAUUUGCCGAAAGCAAGAACUUGAUUGACCGUGAGUCGUUUUUGGCAAUUUUUGUAUUUAUCGCCUUCAAUUCAGCAGGAAUCGGAUCCAUGUUGGGUGUCGACGAUUUAUUGGUGUCUUUUGCUGCAGGAACAACUUUUGGGUGGAAUGGUGCAUUCGCAAAAAAGACUGAAGAGUCACAUGUCUCCACUGUUAUUGAUUUGCUUCUAAACUUGUCAUUUUUUGUCUACUUUGGUGCUAUUAUCCCAUGGCCCCAGUUUAACGAUGGUACCAUAGGAUUGGAUGUUUGGAGAUUGAUUGUCUUGUCGUUUGUCAUUAUAUUUUUGAGAAGAUUGCCAGCAGUUGUAUGCUUGAAACCAUUUACCCCCGACAUUAAAACGUGGAGAGAGGCAUUCUUUUGUGGCCAUUUUGGUCCUAUUGGGGUUGGUGCUAUUUUUGCAAGUAUAUUAGCAAGAUCCGAUCUUGAGGGUUAUUUCACAGAAGAGGAGACUCCUUUAAACGAAGUACCUGGCAAAGGCUUUCCUCAUGAUCAGUUGCUUGUUACUAUCUGGCCACUUGUGUGUUUUAUUGUGAUAACAUCCAUUAUCGUGCAUGGCUCCUCUGUGGCGGUUUUAACACUAGGCAAGAGGUUGAACCGAAUGGCCAUCACCAUGUCAUUUACAACAACAAACGGUGAAACAGGUGGUGGUGGUUCAAACUGGAUGCAAAGAUUACAGAAACUCGAUAGGGCAAACACUUCAUUCUCGUUGCAUAGAGUUGACACGAUGGCUCCUGAUGAAAAAGAAGAGCAGGAAGGUGCACAAGAUCAAAGUCAACUACCCGAGACUAGUGGUAUCAAAGUACGUCCCGCUGGUGGAGCAAAGAGGAGAAAGAAGAAGCGGAGAAAUCAAAAACAAGGGCUUAUCCAGAAAACCUUGUCAAGAGUCACUAGCGGUGAUGAGGAAGCACAGCAGACAAGACAUAGACCACACCAAGAGGUUUUACAGUUGGGUGGUGGACCCCAGCAUACCCCUACAAAGAGCACAUCUUCUUCAGAACCCGAAGUAACGGCAGAAGUGAAGAAUUCGUCGUCAUCUACAGAAGGAGAGCACUUACUUGAUCCAAAUGAAAAAAUAUCUGGUAGACUGGAGUACGGUGAACGCAGCAAACCAGAGACACCAGUUCCAACAUCAGCGUAUCAAGAAGGAGAUAAGAUAAUUAUAGAAGAUCAAUUUGGUGAAAUUAUGGAUAAUCUUACGUUGGGUAAAAAGGGAGCGAUUGCUAAUAAAGGGAAGAACCAGGAGGGAGGUACCUCACUAUCUGGUGUUGAGGAGCCACAGCAGCAUGAGAGAGAUGAAGAAAGGGAAGAUGAAAGUAUUCACUCGGCGGGAUCGUUGGAGAGACAGCUUUCUCAAUACUCUAAUGGGUCUACCAUUAAGAGCCAACCAUCAGAAUCCGACAACGAACAAGGCCCCGGCAGGAAAAUGUCCCCCUUACAUAAACGGUUAUCUCGCUCAGCAUCUCGACGCACGUUUUACAGAAAAGACGACCCUAAUAAGAAGAAAGUUUAUGCCCAUCGUAUUGACAAUAUUAUCACCAUUGAGAAUGAAGAUGGUGAAAUCAUAAGAAGGUACAAAGUUAAUCGCCAUGCCUCCACGUCAAAUGCCACCCCAAACAGAUCAAGAUCAUCCACAUUGGUUGGUAAAAUGAAAUCGCUUGUAGGAAUCAAACCUACAACCACUGCUUCUUCACAAGCCACUAGUGCCGCUGAUCCAACUGUCUCAAGCCCCGGUGUGCCACCGCAGGUGAAUGUCACUGAUUUAGAAAGCGGUACGCAUCAUAACAUUCUCAUUCCCCAGGCUGAACGCGAUCCACAUCCUGAUAGUUCUAAGCUUGAUAAGAUUGAAGACAAGAUUGCAACUAUUUUAGAAACAAAGCAUGAAAAGGGACAUCAUUCGGCGAUUAGGAAGGCAUCUCCACCACCACCGGGUCCUACCGCACAUGAUGCAAUUGAGGAAUUUGAUGAUGAGGAUAGUACUGAAGAUAAUGAGUAUGAUGAUCUGGACGAAGAUGAGGAAACCGAAGUUGAAAAAAGAAGAAGAUUACAAGCAUUGGGUAAAUUACCGACUACCAAUCGUGACCAGAAUGACGAAGAGUGA